UGCUCGAUUUGUCUGGAGGACGUCCAUGAAAAUCGAACAACCAUUCAUCGCCAAUGUGACGGAAAUUUCUGUGAUUCGUGCUUUGGGGCCUAUAUACGACUGCAAAUAACCCAGGGGAAGUGGGAGGUGGAAUGCGCCAGCUGCAGCUUGUUGUUAUCGGAGGAGAUUAUUCAGCGCUUCUUGCAAGACUACCCGUUACUCCAAGAACAUUUUGCCCGCCUUUUGGCAGACGCAUAUACAGAUCCCCUAGUAAAAACCUGCCCCAACUGCUGCGUGUUGACGCGUGUGAAAAAGGAACAAACGAAGUAUUUAGUCUGCUCAGAAUGCCAUUUCCAUUGGUGUUUCUCGUGUCACGCUCCAUGGCACAAGGGAAUGAACUGCAAAGACUUCAAACGCGGCAGCAAGUUGUUCAAAGCGUGGACCAAGAGUACCACUGGAGGAACCAAAAAUGCUCGACGCUGCCCCAAAUGCAAGGUUUUUAUUCAGAGAUUAGAAGGGUGUGAUCAAAUGUCCUGCCCGCGCUGUCGAACCCAGUUCUGUUAUCUAUGCGGUGAACGCAUCGUUCAUAGUAGAAUUUUAGGGGGUCAUUGGAGUAUUUACAGUGUUUUAGGUUGCAGAUAUAUCUACAAACAGAAUCAACCGGUGCAGAGAAAGAUUAUAAGGGGACUUUUUAUGAGUAUCGUGUUAACAUCGCUGCCUAUUUUGGCUGUAAUGUUUCUGGCUGUGUCACCAGCGUACGGAGUUUAUUACUUACACAAGUAUAUCCGUAGGCACUGA
Molecule: messenger RNA, 777 nt
Organism: Porites evermanni
Lineage: Eukaryota; Metazoa; Cnidaria; Anthozoa; Scleractinia; Poritidae
Source: the annotation of a GenBank genome assembly